This is a messenger RNA of Manis pentadactyla (Chinese pangolin), 1895 nucleotides long. RefSeq names its product calsequestrin 1 (gene CASQ1). NCBI's taxonomy places the organism in Eukaryota, Metazoa, Chordata, Mammalia, Pholidota, Manidae. Gene Ontology annotation, cellular component: sarcoplasmic reticulum lumen. Gene Ontology annotation, molecular function: calcium ion binding. Bases 117 to 1403 code for a protein of 428 amino acids. Gene Ontology annotation, biological process: regulation of skeletal muscle contraction by regulation of release of sequestered calcium ion. The record is from RefSeq and is a predicted model, not a curated record. The transcript is spliced from 12 exons.
ACAGGGAGUGGAGGGAAGGGGACACAGCUGCUGGGAGGGAAAGGGUGGCUCUGGAGGUCCACGGGCAAGGACAGGGGGCAGAAAGGGCGGAAGAGGCGUGGAAGCUGCAGAAGAGGAUGAGGAUGCGGAGCCAGCCUGGGUCACCAUCCGGGCCCACCUCGGACCCUCGAAGGCAUGAAAGGAGAGCCGACCCAGACCCCACUUCCUCCAUGAGUGCUGCCGAUCGGAUGGGGGCCAGAGCCGCACGCGGCCUGCCACUGGCACUGCUGCUGUUACUGGUGCUGGGGACACCCAAGGCUGGGGUGCGGGCAGAGGAAGGGCUGGACUUCCCCGAGUAUGAUGGUGUGGACCGCGUGGCCAACGUGAACAUGAAGAACUACAAGAGCGUGUUCAAGAAGCACGAGGUGCUGGCGCUGCUCUACCAUGAGCCCCCCGGGGACGACAAGGCCUCGCAAAGACAAUUUGAGAUGGAGGAGCUGAUCUUGGAGUUAGCAGCCCAAGUCCUAGAAGACAAGGGUGUCGGCUUCGGGCUGGUGGACUCUGAGAAGGACGCGGCUGUAGCCAAGAAACUAGGACUCACCGAAGAGGACAGCAUCUACGUGUUCAAGGGAGACGAAGUCAUUGAGUACGAUGGCGAGCUUUCAGCCGACACCCUGGUGGAGUUUCUGCUCGAUGUCCUAGAGGACCCCGUGGAACUGAUCGAGGGCGAGCGGGAGCUGCAGGCAUUUGAGAAUAUCGAGGAUGAGAUCAAACUCAUUGGCUACUUCAAGAACAAGGACUCAGAGCAUUACAAAGCCUACGAGGAUGCGGCAGAGGAGUUUCAUCCGUACAUACCCUUCUUCGCCACCUUCGACAGCAAGGUGGCCAAGAAGCUGACCCUGAAGCUCAAUGAGAUCGAUUUCUAUGAGGCCUUCAUGGAAGAGCCUGUGACCAUCCCAGACAAGCCCAAUAGCGAAGAGGAGAUUGUCCGCUUCGUGGAGGAGCACAGGAGGUCAACCUUGAGGAAACUGAAGCCUGAGAGUAUGUAUGAGACCUGGGAGGACGACAUGGAUGGCAUCCACAUCGUGGCCUUUGCAGAGGAAGCUGACCCUGAUGGUUAUGAAUUCUUAGAGAUUCUCAAGUCUGUGGCCCAAGAGAACACUGAUAACCCUGAUCUUAGCAUCAUCUGGAUCGACCCUGACGACUUCCCCCUGCUGGUUCCGUACUGGGAGAAGACGUUUGACAUCGACCUGUCAGCCCCGCAGAUAGGAGUCGUCAAUGUCACUGACGCGGACAGCAUAUGGAUGGAGAUGGAUGAUGAGGAGGACCUGCCUUCCACUGAGGAGCUGGAAGACUGGCUGGAGGAUGUGCUGGAGGGCGAGAUCAACACAGAGGACGAUGACGAGGAUGAGGACGAUGACUAGUUGCUGUGGCAACCGUCUCCCAGCCCUGCCUGCUCGCCUCCUGCUCCCUGCUCCCUCCCUGUUCUUCCCUGAGCCCCUCCAGGGACACCAAGUCAUUCUCUGCCGUAGGGCCUGCUGGGGUCUAUAUACUGGGUGCUGAGACUGACCCCCUCACCUGCUGCAGGAAAGAGCUGCUUUUCCCCACACAUCUGCCCAGCCAUCUUGCCGGACCUCCGUUACCUGUCCCACACUGUCCCUGGGUCUGUUACUUGUUUCUUCCAUCACCCCCUGCACUUUGUCAGUCUCCUCUGCAGUAUCUAGGGGCUCCUGUCGCUCUUCUGUUCCCUCCCCCUGUGCACACUCACCCCCAGCUCUCUCAAACCCUCGAUCCUUUGUCCUGUCCCUGGCCAGGAAAAAGGGGAGGGCACUGCGUUCGGGGCUGUAUCUCAGCAAUCUCUCAUUAAUGUACUUGGAUCAAACGAGAGACCUCAAUAAAGCAUUGGGGCAGCAUGA